This is a messenger RNA of Lactuca sativa (garden lettuce), 1479 nucleotides long. RefSeq names its product SNARE associated Golgi protein family. NCBI's taxonomy places the organism in Eukaryota, Viridiplantae, Streptophyta, Magnoliopsida, Asterales, Asteraceae. The record is from RefSeq and is a predicted model, not a curated record.
AAAUACUCAUAUCUUCGGCUCCCAGUCACUAUUCUUCUCAUAUGUCUACCUUCAAAGAUCUCUUUUAACUUUCCCAAUAAUCUGAAAUACUUAUCUCUUUCUUUGAAUCGACGUUUGUUUUCCUGAUCUUUUACGCUGUUCUCUUGGAUUUGAUUGUUUUGUUUUCUGAUUCCUCCAUCUCUAUCAGAUAAUUCACAAUUUAAUCCGACCAGUUUUAACGGCUACUUGCAGAACUUCCGAUUUUAGGGUUGUUUCUGUCAAAUUGAUUACGAUUUGAUCUGAAUUUGUUAUUAUUAUGACGUUUGAGGAAGCAGAUGUAGUCACCCUUUUGAAGAUCGCGAUUGAAGAUCCCAAGGAUGAUUACGUAAUUUUGAAGGAACCGGAGGGGUUGGGCGGUGGUAAUGGCCGCGGCGGCGGCGGUUGUUGUUCACUGCCUUCUUCUUCGUCGUCGUCGUCGAGGAGUUGUAGUAGUGUUGGUGGCGGCUUUUGGUGCUCUCUUUGGUGGUGGUCGAAGCUUGUUCUUGUGUUUAUCUUCUUGGCUGUUGUGGGGGUUUGUUUCUUUCUAUGGAUCGGACCUUUUUUAAUGAAUAAGGAGGUUAUCCCCAUUUUGAAUUGGGAAACCGAAACUUUCAGCAAACCAGUGUUAGCAGUUUUGAUCUUCACUUCUGUAGCAAUCUUCCCAACCAUAUUACUACCAUCUACACCUUCAAUGUGGGUAGCCGGAAUGAGUUUUGGCUAUGGUUUUGGGUUUCUUUUAAUCAUCAGUGGAGUCAUCAUCGGCACAUCACUUCCCUAUUUCAUCGGUUCCCUCUUCUACCACAAAAUCCAAGGUUGGUUAGAAAGGUAUCCAAAAAAAGCUUCAAUCUUGAAGUUAGCAGGUGAAGGAAACUGGUUUAAUCAGUUUAGAGCAGUGGCAUUAUUGAGAAUUUCUCCAUUCCCUUACAUGGUUUACAACUACUGUGCUGUGGCAACUGAUGUCAAGUUUGGUCCUUACUUAUUUGGAACAUUGACAGGAAUGGUCCCUGAGAUUUUCGUUGCAAUAUACACGGGUCUAAUGAUCAGAACUUUGGCAGAUGCUUCAAAUGAUCAACACUCACUUUCAGUGACUCAGAUUUUAGGUACUGUUGGUGGGUUUCUUUUAACAAUUACUACAACUGUUUUGGUGACAGUUUAUGCAAAAAGAAGAUUGAAUGAGUUGCAGAAAGAUGAAGAACAGCUAUUGCUUCAGUAGGAUGCAAAGAUUAUGAAGAGAAUCAUAAACUAACAAAAGAAAGGGUGUUUUUGGAUUGAUUUAAUAGAGUAUAUAUAUCUAUAUAAAUGCCAUUAAAAGAUUGAUCUUUUGAAAAUCCCCACUUCUGUUCUUCAUAAAUUGUAUAUAAUGAACUGCAUACUUAUAAAUGGUUCUUUCCGUAUAUUCUUUGUUGAUGGUUAAUGAAAGCAUAUUUUGCUUUUAAUAAAAUGGAUGAAACAAAAGAUAUA